GAAUCAUUAUUUUGUUAUUAUUUACUGUUAAUAUUAUGUAUUUUAAUAGUAGAAAUUAAUAUUUAAUUGUAAUGUGGGCGAUUUUUUAGUUUACACAAUUAAUCGAAUUUAGUUUAAUUUUUAUUGCAAUUAUUUAAUUUUUAAGAAUGUUUCACCAUAUUUAAUAAUUUUUGGUAUAAUCGAUGUAAAUUAUUUGUAAUAAUUGUAAAUUAGUAGAAAUGUCUGAGUAUUGGAUUUCUACCAAAAAACAUUACUGUGAAGUCUGCCGAUGUUGGCUUUCAGGACACUCACAGAAUGUUAAGAAACAUGAGGCGAGUAAUCGACAUAUAUCAUCUUUGCGCAAUAAAAUGAUAACAUCGCAUAAGAAGAAGGUUGAGGAACGUAAACAAAAGGAGUUUGAAGCCGCUGAAAUGGAACGGCUGAACGCCAUUACUCUUGAGGAUCCCACGCCUGCUGAGCCUUCCAACAAACUUCCUUUCAUGGAUAGUAUGUUUCAGUAUGGGCCUUUGGUACAACCAAUUGGUGACUUUGAAACUGAGAAAAGGAGAAUUGAACAGGCAAUUCAUAGAAAAUUACAAGGGAUUGAGGAACCAGAGGCCGUACAGAAAAAGGAUACUCGAUGGAUGGCUACCAUUGAUCAAGAAGAUGGAACCUUGAUAUAUUGUGAUAGAGUUACUGGCGUAAUAACAAAGAAAAGACCAAAGGAUUUUGACGGAGAAUUACCUUCUCAAGCUUAUCUUACCUCAAAUUGGGUGUUGAAGUAUGACCCUAAUAAAAGAAGUAGAUAUUAUCAUAAUGUACAAACAAAUGAAGUUCGAUGGUUAGAUGAUCCGGCUCCAACAACACAUACGCCUAUUACUCCACAGGUUAAUGCUCUUCCCACUAGUACUCCACAAAAAUCUGAAGAUAGUACUACUAAAAGUAAUACAGAGAAGACUAGUGUUAAAUCUGAGGAAAAGAACGGCAAUAUAGUACUAAAUGUGAAAGAAGAAAAGAAAGAAGAUACAAAACUAAUAAAAGUCAAUUUUAAACCUGCGGAUAACACCUCUAAUAGUGUAGAAUAUACAACUAAUAAGGUGGAUAGUAGUAGUGAUAAGGUUUAUGAUAAUAUUAAAAAAGAAGAUGAUAGUGUAGUAAAAAAGUAUGAUGGGCCUGUAAUAGGUCAAUGGCAAGUAGUUAAUCCAAAAGAAAGUGUUUUUACACAUUGUACAGAAAAUGAACAAUUACUCAAUAAUAAUAAUGAAUUCAAUCAACAUGUAUCAAACACAUCUAAUAAUGAUUUUAAUGAAGAAAUAUUUAAUGAAAAUGUAGAAAAACCUGUUUAUAGAAAACAUACACAGGAAUCUCAAGAUACCUCACAGGACCAAGUUCUAUUUAUAAAACGUAAAAUUAAAAAAAAAUAA
Messenger RNA from Theileria parva strain Muguga, 1403 nucleotides. Its product is annotated as U1 zinc finger family protein. Lineage: Eukaryota; Apicomplexa; Aconoidasida; Piroplasmida; Theileriidae. Gene Ontology annotation, cellular component: precatalytic spliceosome; nucleus. The record is from RefSeq and is a predicted model, not a curated record. Gene Ontology annotation, molecular function: RNA binding; zinc ion binding. The coding region runs from base 219 to 1403 and encodes 394 amino acids. The transcript is spliced from 5 exons. Gene Ontology annotation, biological process: mRNA splicing, via spliceosome.